Sander lucioperca (pikeperch) is the source of this 2275-nucleotide messenger RNA. RefSeq names its product tripartite motif containing 65 (gene trim65). The transcript is spliced from 8 exons. Gene Ontology annotation, molecular function: zinc ion binding; protein binding. The record is from RefSeq and is a predicted model, not a curated record. Bases 16 to 1710 code for a protein of 564 amino acids. Lineage: Eukaryota; Metazoa; Chordata; Actinopteri; Perciformes; Percidae.
UGUUGGACAUUUUACAUGUGUUUGUCUAUUUUCCCGACAGCACAUGAAGGCAUCAUUUUUGCGUCUGCCGUCAUCAGGGAAGCUUCUGACGAUAUUCAGUCACUAUUCACACAAAUGCUGUGCACGAAUGUAGCUAUCUGUCGAAGUGAGAUGUCUGCUCUUCCUUCAGAGAUGGAUUCUCAGAAUUCAAACCUGAACUGUGCCAUAUGCCUGGACCGUUUCCGGAUCCCUGUAACCAUCCCCUGUGGUCACACCUUCUGUCAAGAGUGCAUCAACCUUCACUGGGACACCAAGAGCAAGUCUGAUAUCGGACCUCAGUGUCCAAUCUGCAAUGAGAAGUUUCCUACCAGGCCCAUUCUCAAGCGUAACGUGUCCCUGUCAGUCUUGACUGAGGCUGUCAACACCGGCCCCUCCUGUAGAGAGUCGCUUAUGAGGGGAAGCGAAGGGGCGAGAGCCUUGCUGCUGUGUGAUCGCCAUAAAAAGCCUCUGGUUUAUUACUGCAGGCAGGACAAAAUGUCUGUGUGCUGCCAGUGUGGCAUCUCUGAAUGUGCGAACCACGACAAGGUGUUGUUGGAGGCAGAAAGGGAAAACCAAGAGCUGCUGCUGGAAAGGAAGAGAAAGGAGGUGGGGAAACUCACUGAAGAGACGCUGAAAAGUAUAAAUGACUUGGCUGAAAAUAUCAAUCAAGCGAAGGUGACUCUUCAGCAGACUUCCACCUGGGUCAAUGUCAAGUUCUCCACCCUGAUUAAAAUACUGGUGGAGAAGCAGGAGGCUACAGAGCUCUUCACAGAGGAGCAGAAAGAAGCUGCCAUCACUGAGGCGGAGGCACGGCUAGCUGAACUUAAGGAGCGCUCCCAGAUACUCCAAGAGAGCCAGGAACAGAUAGCAGCUGUACUUAAGCUCUCUGAUACAGAGCUCAUCAAGGAAUCAAUGGUCAUAGAGGUCCCGCGUUUCAAAGAUAUUCCCACAGAUGUAACGCCAAACCUUCAAGAGCGAUUAAACGGUGUCACAGAUGUCCUCUCCCGAGUCUCCAAGCUGGUGUCUGAGGACCUAGAGAAAGCUGUGAGCACCGCUGUGGGUCCGGACAAAGAUGGUUCUCCUCAAGAUAAGAGGCCGAUCCUAGCUGUGGUUCCCAGUCCAGCUGCUCCGUGCCACCCUGGUGGGAAGGAGGGCCUCAGUGCUUACCGAUGCUCUCUGACCUUUGACCCUCGCACGGCCAAUGGGCACCUGUGUCUGUCCCAGGAGAACCGGAGGGCAGAGCACCUGACCACCGGGCCCCGCCCCGUCCCAGCCCAUGAAGCGCGCUUCGAUCACACCUGGCAGGUGCUCUGCUUUCAGGGCUUCAAAAAUGGACAGCACUACUGGGAGCUGGAGGUGUCCAAGCCCUGGGCCUACCUCGGGGUAACCUACGAGACCAUCCCCAGGAAGGAGAAGGGCAAAAGGUGCAUGGUGGGUAUGAACGAACUGUCCUGGAGCCUGCAACUGGACGAGCAUCAGAUCAGCGCCUGGCACAACGGCCGGCGGGAGACUGUGGUCGGCCACUCCCAGCACAGCCGCAUCGGCAUGCUGCUGGACUACGAGGCGGGGACACUCACCUACUACGGAGACGGGCAGACCAGGCUCCACGCCUUCCACUGUGCCUUCAGCCAGGAGCUGUUCCCCGCCUGCUGGAUAGGAGAGGGGGUCAGCAUCACCCUCUGCUCCACAUGAGCUGACUCAUAAAGAGAAGUGAAGAAGAGAGCUCAGUAAUAAGAAUCCCCCUUAAACAUUCAGGAGGGCUUUUUAAAUCUCUUUUUGUUUAUACAAUGACUGCCUUCCUACAUUGUUUUAAGCAGAAGAACUGGCUCUAAUGGGCUUUCCUUCCCAAAACUGUCCACCUGGCUUUGACUUAUUCACAUAACCACAUGACAAAACCAUAGCUAUGGAAAGGGUCACAAACCCUGGUUCUAAAGGGCGUUAGGGUUCUAUUUUAAAGGCAGAAUGAGUAGGAUUUUCUUCAAAAACAGUGUAUAGACUCGUACAAAAAUAACUCCUUUUAAUCAUGACUUAGGGAGCCACCCGAAGUGUGUGGUGUGCUCUGUAAUUGCAGAGAGACAUUGCCUUCUCUGCCUGUAUUUUCUCUUUGUUUUAUUUUGCUGUGUUACCUGGGGUGUUUCUGGGUGUGUAGCCACCAGCCACAGCGCUGGACUCUAUAAAAACAUAGCAACCAGGUGCCAGAACGUAAGCACUCACCCAAGAGCAAGCUACAAAUGGCGGACACGGCGCUUAAAAAAAA